GCACAAAGAGCAACAAAUCUGAGCGUGUUCAUCCAGGGCAAUACCGCGUUCGUUGAUUGGUCAAUAGAAGGCGACCCCGAUAACGUGACUGGGUUUGAAUUAUUCUACGAGCUCGUAGAAUCAAGUGGUACUGCGAUAUUCACGUAUGGGAUAAGCCGUCUCCAGAGAACCUUUCGAAUCAUUGGCCUUUUACCUUUCAACAAAUACCGUAUAUACAUGGUGACGAUAACGGAUCUGGGUAGAAGGAACCAAAGCGAGGUGGUGGAGUUCACCACAAACAAUGUCACAGGGAUACAGUUUCUUGAGAGCACAGCCAGGGGAAUACAGUUGGAGGAAGCCAUUGUUCUAUUUAUAGUAGUGUGUCUCUGGGCAUGCGCAAUGGUGUUGUUUGUGAAGCAGUGGGAUAAUAUCCGGAUAUUAGAACCACAGGAGCCUCGCUUCAAGCAUAGUCCAAAAAAUCUGCACACAAUAAGGAUAGUUAAGAAACCUCAGGAUAGUGUUAUUUACAAAAACUACAGCCGUAAAAUGUCAUUGACAAUGGUGGAACGCGAGAAAAAACUUCUUCGAAUGAAUACGGUGCCUAUAAUGGAGAGCGUGUCCUCGCUUAAAGCUUUGACAUCGAAAUACAGGAGUAACUUGCCAACGAUUGAAAUGGAAGAGACGUCUUAUAUGCCCCCGAUUGAACCUAUUGAAGAAGUAACAGUGAUUAACGAAAAUUCCAUUGAUUGACCAGAAGCUAAUCAUGGUCGCUUAAACUGCAUUUUUGCUAAGAAGAGGCUUCUUUUUAAUGUAACAUGCAAUACAAGCGGAAAGUGUCGUUUCUGAUACGCCUUGUGGAUUGCUUUUGCUAAUGUCGGAGAAACUCUUCGCACAGCUAUAAAACCCUGUUUUUCCAGAGCGAAACUCAAAUACAGAAAAAACCUGACAAGGAUUGACAUGGAAGAGAUGCCUCAUAAACCGUGUUCUACAAUCGUGUCCUAUUGGAAAAAUCACGGUAAUUAACAAAAACUCAACAUCUUAGAAGUGUACUCCUUACAAUGACAUAUUGUACACAGGAAUUAAGCAAGACCAAUUUUUGUCGAAAAUGCGUAUAGUGUAUCGUAUAUGUUCCUCAGUGUAAGUGUAAAUACGAUUGUUAUUCCUACAGGAAUAUAUUACAUAGCUUAGUAUAAUGACUCAUAUAUGGCUGUUAUUAAUAUACUGUGUUGUAUACGUCGCUCAAAUUGUUAUACAUGUAUAUUUAAUAUAUUAAGUAUAUAAUAUAUUGAUUGACGAUAUUCCACAAUUUCUUCUGGAUCACAGGUAAUACAUGCUCAUUGCUCUAAGGGCGGUAAACUAAUCAAGUAUUGCAUUUGUGAAUAGCAUUUACGGAGUUUAUCCCUCUGUUAUCAAAACGUGUUCACUAUAUGUACAUAUUAUUAUAUAAAAUCAAUAAAACUUUGUAAUAAUUC
Dreissena polymorpha is the source of this 1451-nucleotide messenger RNA. RefSeq lists its product as uncharacterized. The record is from RefSeq and is a predicted model, not a curated record. NCBI's taxonomy places the organism in Eukaryota, Metazoa, Mollusca, Bivalvia, Myida, Dreissenidae. The transcript is spliced from 3 exons. The coding region runs from base 217 to 729 and encodes 170 amino acids.